This is a messenger RNA of Amyelois transitella, 2246 nucleotides long. RefSeq names its product protein crooked neck (gene crn). The transcript has 5 exons. Gene Ontology annotation, biological process: mRNA splicing, via spliceosome; spliceosomal complex assembly. Gene Ontology annotation, cellular component: post-mRNA release spliceosomal complex; Prp19 complex; precatalytic spliceosome. NCBI's taxonomy places the organism in Eukaryota, Metazoa, Arthropoda, Insecta, Lepidoptera, Pyralidae. The coding region runs from base 144 to 2243 and encodes 699 amino acids. Gene Ontology annotation, molecular function: protein binding. The record is from RefSeq and is a predicted model, not a curated record.
UAAAUUAAUAUAUGCUUUGCUUGCUGUUGUGUUGUGAAACCAAAUAGAAGCGUGGAUUUUUAUUCAAUUUAAAUUAAGGUUUUUGCUUUAUUUAAUUUAUCCGUAGGUGUCAAGUGAUAAGUGUAAUAUAUACAUCAAAUAACAUGGAAGGGAAACCCACAAAAAUGCCAAAAGUGGCAAAGGUGAAAAACAAAGCGCCAGCGGAGAUACAAAUUACUGCUGAACAGCUUCUAAGAGAAGCUAAGGAAAGAGAUUUGGAAAUACUUCCACCGCCGCCGAAACAGAAAAUAUCCGACCCCGAGGAGCUUAGAGACUAUCAACAUCGUAAACGGAAAGCAUUUGAGGAUAACAUUCGAAAAAACAGGCUUGUGAUAGGUAAUUGGUUGAAGUACGCACAAUGGGAGGAGUCACAAAAGCAGGUGCAGCGAGCUCGCUCAAUUUACGAGCGGGCUCUGGACGUGGACCACAGAAAUGUUACCUUGUGGCUGAAAUAUACAGAGAUGGAGAUGCGCAACAGGCAAGUAAAUCACGCAAGGAACCUGUGGGACAGAGCCGUUACGAUCCUGCCGAGGGUUUCUCAGUUCUGGUACAAGUACACUUAUAUGGAGGAAAUGUUGGAGAAUGUGGCCGGAGCUAGACAAGUGUUUGAAAGAUGGAUGGAAUGGCAGCCAGAUGAGCAGGCGUGGCAGACAUACAUCAAUUUUGAACUGCGCUAUAAAGAGUUGGAGAGGGCACGACAAAUAUACGAAAGGUUUGUAAUGGUCCACCCUGAUGUUAAAAACUGGAUAAAGUAUGCCAGAUUUGAAGAAAAUCAUGGAUUCAUCAAUGGUUCAAGGAAAGUAUAUGAAAGAGCUGUUGAAUUCUUUGGAGACGAGGAAUUAGACGAAAGACUAUUCAUAGCAUUCGCGAAAUUUGAGGAGAAUCAAAAAGAACAUGACAGGGCAAGGGUUAUAUACAAAUAUGCUUUAGAUCAUAUUCCAAAGGAUAAAAAUAAAGAAUUGUACAAAGCGUACACUAUACAUGAGAAGAAAUAUGGGGACAGGUCUGGUAUUGAAGAUGUCAUAGUCAACAAGAGGAAAUACAUGUAUGAGCAGGAAGUCAUAGAGAAUCCUACUAACUAUGACGCGUGGUUUGACUAUAUCAGGCUUGUGGAAAAUGAAAGCAAUCCUGAGGACAUCAGGGAUACUUAUGAAAGAGCCAUUGCGAAUGUACCACCUUCCAAAGACAAACAAUUUUGGCGCCGAUACAUUUACUUAUGGAUCAAUUAUGCUUUAUAUGAAGAAUUAGAGGCAGAAGACAUCGAAAGAACGAGACAAGUAUACAGAACAUGUUUAGAAUUGAUACCUCAUAAAAUAUUUACUUUUUCAAAAAUAUGGUUGAUGUAUGCCCAAUUUGAAGUUAGAUGUAAGGAUCUGAAACAAGCUCGGAAAACUCUGGGGAUGGCUUUGGGUAUGUGUCCGAGAGAUAAAUUGUAUAGAGGAUACAUUGACUUGGAGAUCCAAUUGAGGGAAUUUGACAGAUGCAGAAUAUUGUACCAAAAGUUUUUAGAAUACGGGCCAGAAAACUGCAUAACUUGGAUCAAAUUUGCCGAGUUGGAGACGUUGUUAGGAGAUAUUGAUAGAGCCAGGGCGAUAUAUGAAAUUGCUGUGGGACAACCACGGUUAGACAUGCCUGAGCUCUUGUGGAAGAGUUUUAUUGAUUUUGAAGUGUCUCAAGGAGAAACCGAGCUAGCCAGACAGUUAUAUGAAAGACUGCUAGAAAGAACUGUUCAUGUGAAAGUAUGGCUCUCAUAUGCUAAAUUUGAGUUGAACGCUGAGAACCCAGAUAACAUCAAUAUAGAAUUAGCUAGAAGAGUGUAUGAAAGGGCUAAUGAUAGCCUUCGUAGUGCUGGUGAGAAGGAGUCCAGAGUGUUGCUUUUGGAAGCCUGGAAAGAUUUCGAAACUGAAAUUGGGGACGAAAUUAAACUUGAGAAGGUACUGUCGAAAAUGCCUAGGAGGGUUAAAAAGAGACAGAAGAUUGUCAGUGAGGAUGGAAUUGAAGAAGGUUGGGAGGAAGUUUUCGAUUAUAUUUUCCCAGAGGAUGAAAUGGUAAGACCGAACUUGAAACUUCUUGCCGCUGCUAAACAAUGGCGAAAACAGAAAGAAGUCACAGAGGAGCCCGAUGGGGAGAAAGAGACAGAAGAUGUACAGCAAGAUCAAACAGAAAGCUUCACACCCCCAUUGGAUAAUGAGAACAGUAAUUAAUUG